AUGGCGUACCAGACCCCGGAUAAAGAUUCAGGAUCCGAUCCGAAGUCUCCAACGCGUCUCUAUAACCCCUACAAGGACCUUGAAGUCCCCAUUCGCAACCUCUACCAGCUCCCGACCUCCCCUGAGUAUCUCUUCGUCGAGGAGGCUCGCCGCAAGCGUCGAUCCUGGGGGGAGAACCUCACCUUUUACACCGGAUGCGGCUACCUCGCCGGCGCCGUCGGUGGUGCCGCCUCUGGCCUCGUCGAGGGCGUCAAGUCCUUUGAAUCCGGUGAUACCACUAAGCUCCGAGUUAACCGCGUCCUCAACUCCUCCGGCCAUGCCGGGCGCGCCUGGGGCAACCGCCUCGGCGUCAUUGGCCUCCUCUACGCCGGCAUCGAGAGCGGGAUCGUAGCAGCGAGGGACACCGACGACGUCUGGAACAGCGUUGCGGCGGGACUGGGCACUGGCGCUCUGUAUCGCGCCGCGAGAGGGGUACGGUCGGCGGCUGUCGCUGGUGCCGUUGGAGGCGUUGUGGUUGGAGUCGCUGUCACCGCGAAGCAGGCGUUGAAACGCUACGUGCCUAUAUGA
This is a messenger RNA of Sphenostylis stenocarpa, 567 nucleotides long. The record is from the annotation of a GenBank genome assembly. NCBI's taxonomy places the organism in Eukaryota, Viridiplantae, Streptophyta, Magnoliopsida, Fabales, Fabaceae.